CAGUCAAGCGUGAAGAGAAAAAAAAAAAUUCUCCUUGCGUAACCAUAUUCAGUGGGCGGUAUCUCAUACAGUACAGGUGACAUAUUACAACCGCGAGGAAGUCAUGCGGUAACGAAAGAGAUGCACACGCAGUAGACAGGAAGUAAAAUAAUGGACACAAUUUUGGGAUAUAAUUCAACCAUUGUCAAUAUUCUCAUAUUUAUGACAGUAACUUCAGUCAGACAAGUAGAAGAGCUAUAAGGAAAUAUUUAUCCGCAGACAUUGUCUUAUAUCAUUAAAAUUGUCUUCUAAUAUGCGCUUAAAAUUGUUGUCAAGUUUAUUAGGCUUUUUUAUUGCAUGUUGGGAAUGUCAGCUGUCAGCACAAGCCUGUGAAGUUGGCUGGUUUGGUCCUAAAUGCCAAUACAAGUGCCACUGCAAAGGAGAAUGUGACAACGGAGUCUGUCAAGGUCCAUGUGAAGAUGGUUGGUUUGGCUACAGUAAUUGUCAAUUUAGAGCAUUUGAGUAUACUGCUACGACCAAUGAAUCUGAUAAAGAUAUUUCAGCUAUAUUAAGAGAUGACAAUGACACCUCAUGUGUUGAUAUCAGAGAUUAGAAAAUAUUUAUAAAGUUAACAAAUGACUUGCACAACACAUGGAUUAGAUUUAUUACUUACCAACCAGAGUUAGCUCAUGGGUUGAAAUUGAUGUUCAAAAAUAUAGACAUGCGCUUAGAAAAAAGACUUCAAUUAGAACCGACAAUACUUAUUAGAGGGAACACUGUCGACAUCCGGUAUGUGCUGGAUCGCGAUCCUGUAGGACGUAUUUCGCAAAUUUCAUUGGAAGGCAAAGUGGUGCAACAUCUUUGUUCACUAUGGGUCAGUGGAGGUCAAAACAUUGCUUUGAAGCAACAAGUAUUAUACAAUGAAUCAUCAAGUGGAAUCUCUACUCUAUAUGCAGCUGCUGUAGACGGUAUAAAACAAUGUCCAAAGAUUAACUUGACAGACGAAUAUAUUUACUGGAGUAUCAAUCUGAAUCAGCCUUACGAUAUUAUCGAAUAUAGAUUUUAUUUAUACAGCAAAUCAGGUGCUAAUACAGAUUUCACUUUAGAUUUUAUCACUAAGGAAUUAGACGAAUGGCCACUAUACUAUGGCAGACUACCUGUUAAUUCUUUGGUAAUAGUGGAUUGGUUGAUAUUGGACGUUAAAUCUAUUUACAUUUCCGCAACAAAACCUGCGUCACAUGAUGUGUUACCCAUUUUACUUUGUGAAGUGGAAGCUUACAUUGAUUGCCAGAAAGGAACUUGGGGUGUACACUGUGAAAACACUUGCAACGCCAGUUGUCCUGAUAACUGUCGUUCUGAUGAUGGACUGUGUAAUGAAGCCUGCUUUGGUUACAACGAUCCACCUAACUGUAAAACAGAUUGUGAGACUGGUACCUGGGGUUAUAACUGUGGCAAUAAAUGCAGCAACAAUUGCAUGCAAUCAUCCUGCGACAGUAAAACUGGAGUAUGUGAUCGAGGAUGCAUUGGAUACAGUGAUCCACCUUUCUGUACAAAAUCAUGUGUAAAUGGAUCAUGGGGUUUGAACUGCAAAGAUAAAUGUAUCGGUCGAUGUUCUAAUUCGUCUUGUGACAGUAAAACUGGAUUAUGUAACGAAGGGUGUGUCAAUUUCAGAGACCCACCAAAAUGCUUAAUAGAGUGUGAAACUGGUACCUGGGGUUAUAACUGUGGCAAUAAAUGCAGCAACAAUUGCAAUCAAUCAUCCUGCGACAGUAAAACUGGAGUUUGUGAUCGAGGAUGCAUUGGAUACAGUGAUCCACCUUUCUGUACUAUAGCUUGUGUCAAUGGAUCGUGGGGCUCAAACUGCAAAGAUAAUUGCAGCGAUCGAUGUUUUAACUCAUCAUGUGACAGUAAAACUGGAUUGUGUGACAAAGGGUGUGUCGAUUUGAGUGACCCACCAUACUGCAUAUUAAAAAAUAAGACCUCUGAUACCAAGGAAGGCAUUUCUAAACAGAGCCUGAUUGCCAUUAUUGUAACUGUCUCUCUCCCUGCGGUUUUAUUCAUAGUUUGUGUGAUCCUUUUAAAAGUCAAAGGACAAUUAUGUUUUAAUCCGAAAUACAUAGCCUCUGGCAGUACAUCGGAAGGUUAUUUAGUCGUAGAUUCGUAUGAUCGACCAGAGUACUAUGACAAUGAAAUCUAUGACGUCGUUGACAACGAAGAAGUUAUUGUUAGCAAUGGCUAUAUACACGCAGAUUCCUAUGAUCACCCAGAGUAUUUUGAAAAUGAAAUCUAUCAAAUUAUUGGCAGCGAAGAAGUAUCAGUAAAUAAUGAUAAAUUCAAUGAAGUAGAUGAACACAGAAACAGCGAGAAAGAAAAUAACCCAUACUUAGAGCUAAUAGAUGGACAAACAAGCAGCGAGAGAGAAAAUAACUCAUACUUAGAGUUAAUAGGCUGGUCAGAGACAGAAAAUAAAAACAAAUUCGAACACACUUGUGCAAGUUUAAGCUAAAACGAAAAUGAAUCGGACCUAAAGUUUUAGGUGUUUCAAGAGAAAUAUAAAUGGUUUUCUUCUUACAUCGUCCGAAACUAUAUGAUUCCCUAAAUGGACACAAAAAGAACAUUUAAAAUGUGUAUCAUUUUUGUUAUAUGUUUGCUUUUAUUUGCAUAUUGUAAACAACUAUAUCAUGCACUGAACAUUUUAAACUUUUAGGUGUUUCUGAAUAAUCCGCUUAUUGUACCAAGCCAAGUAAUAAGCAGAUGAUGAUGUGUCAGUGGCCUACUUUUCACAAGGGUGUCAUCUGGCCAGAACAACGCCUUUACUUUUCCUCGGCUAAUGUCAGCUACCGAUUACAGCUAGGUGAACAUAAUGAUCAAAUAUCCCAAAAUAAAAAAUCCCAGUCUUCACCAGGAUUCGAACACGGGAUCCUCGGUUCGGAAGCCAAGCGCUUUAACGCUCAUCCACCGUGCCUCCUAAGAUCCGAAUGUAAUAGGAGAAUUAUCAGCUAUAAGGCAAUUUUGUGUAUUUCGUGUAAACAUUUUAUAGAAUACAGUUACACACAUUUGACAAAUUUGUUAUACGGAGAAAAGUGAGUACAACUUGAUGUAAAAUGAAGUAAAUAUUUGUAUUUUUUAUUUAUCAUUUGUUUUGCCGUUACAGUUUUGCAAUCUUUGUUAACAAUUUUAUUUUUUAAAAAAAAGAGUCUUUGUGUAAAUGUGACCGUGAUCACUUGUUAAAUAAAAAAUUUGAAGACCUGAAUUCUAACUUAAAAGGUCAAGCCUCCUUAAGUCAACACACUAACCACUAUGCCAGCAAAUUAGUUAUCUAUUUUUAGCUUCAAACUUUAAAGCGGCGAUCUCCAAAGAAUAAAGGGGGCUAAUUAAACUUAUGACACCACAUCAAUCAAGAAAAAUUGUUUUCCCUAUUUCGAUACCAAAGAAAAAAAGUAAUUACCAAUAGUGAAUUAACUAAUUGUGUGUGUGUUUAUUGAUUAUUGUGUUGUCAGGUAAUAAAAAUAAUUGUGAAAAAUGUCAGCUUCAUUUGAGUUUGGGUGUGGAUGAAAUAAGGUGUACAAACUUUUAACCAGACAGAAAAACAGACAAAGUGAGUUUCAACAGUCUUAAAGAAGUUUAGAGAAGAUUUGUUUUACAUAUCACACAAAUUAAACAAACCUUUGCAAAGAAAUAAAUGAGCUUUUAGUGAUACAAACAUAAUCAUAGUCUCUUUUAUUGAGGCAUUAAAUCUCUUUUGUCAAAAAGUUUGAAGAACAGAGUUAUAUAUUUAGAACUUGUUUGUUGACAAAUAAAUUACUACCUGAGAAUAUCGAUGUCUAUGCUACUCAUCUAGCGAUGGUCAAUGAAGAAAUGACAACUCACUCACUUCUAGGAUGAAAUCAAUUUAAAAAUUGAAAUAUUUUUAUACAUCUGUUUCUGAUUUUCAAACUGAGUUAUAUGAAAACAAAAUAAUAGAAUUACAUGAUAAUGUCAUCAGUAAAAAGAUUUUUAAGGCCCCACAGAGUUUAAGCUGCAAAGUUCGAAAUGGAAUUAUUAUUUCUAGAUUUAAGGCUGCAACAAACUAAAGAAGUAAGCAAAAUAAUAUUCUGGACAUAACCACUUAGUAAUUAAAAGCCUGUCUUAGGUAAUAUUGUCAAACUCCAUAAGGCAUUAGGUUCUCAUUAGCUAAAGCUCAUAAUUUGUGAAUUCAAAAAUAUUAAUAGUUAUUUUAAAUUUAAAACUUAAUAUAAAAUUAAAUCUAAAAAUGUAAUUUCUAAUAAUUUGAAAGGGGAAGUAUUAAACGUUUAGAAAUUAUGACAAUGAGACUAAUUGUUAUAUUUUAUUUAUGUAAUUCAUUUUACACAUUUUUUUUUAAAUUAUAGCUAUAAAUAACAGUCUCUUAGUGACAGUGUAAUAAUCAAUUUCCAUGGGCGGGACAUGUAGUCCGCAUGCCAGACAACCGCCUCCCCAAAAGACUUCUGUACGGUGAGUUGUGUGCUGGAUACGUUGGGAAGGUGGAAGGAAGAGGGAUAACAGUUUUAAAGUUACCGUAAUCCAAAUGUAGACCACAAAAGUAUUGCUUAAGUCCUUCUUAGUAGACAGUAAUAAAUUAAUGUCAAAUACAUUGUAGUAAAGAUUUCUAUGGUUAAUUGAGUCCAUUAGUAGAGUUGAUUGAUGUUUAGUAGGAAGACCGACCAAACUGUAUGUCUAACACGGCAGUGUCUCUGUGUGCAUAUUUCCUAUACACUCACUAAACAGUAUUACAGUACGAAAUCUUUGUCUUGGACACUUUUCGAUGUAACAAUAGACGCAUUAAACAAUGUAAUAAUUCAAUUUUUUUUUGUUUCAAAAGUCUAUUUUCUAUAAAUCAUGUGCAGCCAUUGUGCAGGGCUAGAUGUAAGUCAUGUUUGAUAAAUAACUUAAAUUACAAUCCUCAAUAUCCACAUAGUAGCUCCAGGCCAAUAACCAUUAACACAAAAACAAUGAAGCUACAUUUUAGCGUCAUUUCGAUAGAUUAUUUUAGACAAACGAAAUACAUUUAAACUUUAAAAAUAUGUUGUUGCAGAUUUGUUUU
Molecule: messenger RNA, 5041 nt
Organism: Biomphalaria glabrata
Lineage: Eukaryota; Metazoa; Mollusca; Gastropoda; Planorbidae
Exons: 21
Coding region: 683-2485 (600 amino acids)
Molecular function (GO): scavenger receptor activity
Source: RefSeq, a predicted model, not a curated record